Messenger RNA from Paralichthys olivaceus (Japanese flounder), 970 nucleotides. NCBI's taxonomy places the organism in Eukaryota, Metazoa, Chordata, Actinopteri, Pleuronectiformes, Paralichthyidae. The record is from RefSeq and is a predicted model, not a curated record.
CAUGUGUGUGUGCACGUGUGUGUGUGUGUGUGUGUGAGUGUGAGUGCAGAGCAAACGGGGAUACAGUAGUAACCCAGAGUGAGGUGGCAAUCCUCCUCCACACUGACUUGUCUGUGCGUCGCUGCACUUGAGGAGUGAGAAGAAGAGGAGAGUGAAGAUGGCAUCGCGAAGUGACUGUGGACAAACCGGGAUCUAGUUUCUUCCUCAGUUUUUUGAAUUUAUUGAUAUUUCACUUGGAUCCACGGAGCGAAGUAUCGUGCAAGAGAAUAGCAAAGUUGCGCUCGGCCCCGUUUGGGACUAAGCUCGUGUGGAAUAGCAACAAAGGACGGGAGCGCGCAUUCAUGGGACGCGACUUUGACAGCUCCCGGUUUCUUCACUUGUAACUUGGAAAAAAAAAGCGGGGCCACGAUUGAGACUUGAGCUGGAGAACAUGGCCGAGGCGCAGCUAGCCGAGCCAGUACCGGACCUGGACGUGGCCAUCGACCCGGACUUCGAGCCCCAGAAGCGCCCCCGAUCCUGCACCUGGCCGCUGCCGCGACCGGACUCGAGCGCGGGGAAGCCGGAGAGCAUCGAGGCAGACAUCAUCCCCGAGGAGGAGGACGAUGAGGAGGACGGUGCCACCCCAACGCGCUCCGGAGUGGCGGCGGAGGACCAGAGCAGCAACAGUCCCGUGGCAGCCGACGGAUCGCUCUCGUCCCCCGGCCAGGAGAGCGGAGGCUCCCCGCUCUCCACGCACUCCCCGUCGGCGCUGACUCCCAACAGCCUCGCCGCACAGCAGACCCCGAGGAAGGCUUCGUCCCGCCGCAACGCCUGGGGGAACCUGUCUUACGCCGACCUGAUAACCAAAGCCAUCGAGAGCGCACCGGACAAAAGACUGACACUGUCCCAAAUCUACGACUGGAUGGUGAGAUCCAUCCCUUACUUCAAGGACAAAGGCGACAGCAACAGCUCUGCAGGAUGGAAGGUGUGA